This is a messenger RNA of Daphnia magna, 1527 nucleotides long. RefSeq lists its product as uncharacterized. The transcript has 9 exons. Lineage: Eukaryota; Metazoa; Arthropoda; Branchiopoda; Diplostraca; Daphniidae. The coding region runs from base 1 to 1527 and encodes 508 amino acids. The record is from RefSeq and is a predicted model, not a curated record.
AUGCAUACUCUCACUCAGACGACGCUUCAAUACUGGGCUCAGCAAUUCAGCAUGUGGCAUUUUUUGUACGUGAGCGAAGAGCGUGCCACUGCGUUUUGCCUUGAAGGCAAGUGCGAAAUAAUCACAUCAUCUGAAGACAUUCUUUCAGAUGAUGAAGUGUUAUUUCUUCUUAACGACCAAUCAGAGGUCCUUUAUAUACGGCAAAUCAAAAAAGGCAAUAAUGCUUCUUUGCUUGAAUUUGUUGGCGUCGUGACCAAUGAACCUGCUGCACCUGCUGUGACUGAAGAAAAUGAGGCAAUCCAGUUGAUUGUUAUUGCAGCAGAGCCUACACUUCAACUGGAUCAAGAAAUUAUUGGGCCACUUGUUGGGCCAGUUGAGGAAGGAGCUGCGGAAAGUAUUCAGCCGGAAAAACUUUUCUCUGUGGCAGACAUUCUUAAAGAAGGCAGGAUUGGGGUAAAGGGAGAUACAAGCGAGGAAAUUAUUGCCCGUCUCAACGCAGUCGAUUUCCCGAGCAGACGAUGCUCUCAAAAAGACCUGUCAUACCUCAUUUGGACUUCAGGCACCUGGCUGAUGAGAAAUUAUGAAAUGCGAAAAAACUUUCCUAGUAGCGACGAGAUUCUGAAAAUGGCCAAGUCCAUAGUUUUUUACUUCCCAUCGGCUGGGAGCUUCAAUACCGAGACACCAUGGGAUAUGUUAUAUGAUCCAUAUACCCGUAAAGGCUCCAUGGAAUCCUACAUGCGAGGGAAAAGUUUCAGGAAACUAUUGUCAGACAAACGUACUAAACGGCAGUGUACAACGGUCAUGUUUCCAGAAUGCAAUUCUUACACAGCAGAAGAACAAAUGGAGGCCGAGGAACACAUGAGGUUGACGCAUUUAGAUUCUUAUGAUACAAGAAAUCACAAUCGCAACGAAAUGCUACGUUUGAUAAAGAUAAAAGAAGAAUUCUUUUUACUCAAGAAAGGACUUAUUGAAACCUUCCUGUCAAAUUGGCGAAAGGCGGAAAGUCAAUUAAUAGAGUUUGCCAAGCAGAGAUUGAUAAGAAAUUUGGCCAUUUCGGCAAUCUUAAAGAGACGGGAGGAAGCUGUAGGACAGUUCGAUGUGGUUGAACAAACGAAAUGCGCCUUUCAUGUGCUACUUCACGCUGCAGCCAACAUACAGCCGGCCCCCAAAAAAAACGGGUCGACAGCGGAUGCAUGGCCCGUCCUUUUCCAGUCCUUCCACGAAAUAUUACUUCCGGAAGACGCAGCAACUCGUGCACACACCAUUGAGUUACCUGGUGUUUUAGAUAAUGGGGCAUAUUUCAUCAAGAUUGAUAAAACAGCAGUCGCACUUGAUACCAAAUGUUUUGACAAAGCAAUAGGUUACCUCCUAAUGUAUUACCACAUUCUCGAUAUUAAUUUCCCACCAUUAUUGAAAUUUGUGUUCGGAUUUCUUGAAUCGCUUUUCGAAAUAACUCCUUCCACGACCCCGUCGAAGAAGCCAAAAGAAUUGUGUUCCUUUGUUUUUGGUUUUCAAAAUAAACAGUGA